AUGUCAGAUACGUCUCGUGGACAUAAUUCUAGUCACGGAAAUCAACCUGGACCUCAGAGAUUAAAAGUAACACCUGAAUGUAGGUUGAAAAAUCCAGCAGCUUUAAAAAAUAAGAACAGAUCAUAUUCGAAUAUUUUAGAAGUCACAAGCACACCAUCUCAGACCUGCAAUCCUGAUUCCAUUGAGCCCAAUCAAAAUAUAAAGAUGAAAAAAACUUGUGCUCGUUGUAAAGAAGCAACUAAAUGUGUUAAAUUGCUUAGUUCUAAAAUUGGUAAACUUGAGGAAAUGGUAGAUUCUUUAGCCGAACGAUGUCGUUCAGAUUUUGUAAAUAAUGAGACAAUAUACAGAGCCACAAAUAUUCCCGGAAUUUUUGUGACAGAUCACUUGGGACCUACAAAUUCAGCACUUUUGCCUUUGGACACUUUUAACCUCUUUACAAGUGAUCUUUCUAAUUAUAAACUUGAGGAUUUGAAAAAUCUUGCAGUUUUUAUGACUAGUUGCACUAUUCCUCCAACUUUAUAA
Molecule: messenger RNA, 522 nt
Organism: Cetraspora pellucida
Lineage: Eukaryota; Fungi; Glomeromycota; Glomeromycetes; Diversisporales; Gigasporaceae
Source: the annotation of a GenBank genome assembly